AUGUCCUCUCUGCUGCAUCUAAUUCCUGGGGCAAGACGGAGGAUGCGCAGCCUUCAAUUUCGCCUUUCCCAAUUCUGGGAUCGCCAGUCCGACGGAGACAACCUUCCAGUUCCUUGGGAUUUCAAAAUCCUGGACGAUCUUCAGUGGUGGACACUGGACCACAAUCUUUGGUUGGGACAGUCCCUUCAGUUAGCUUCCCCGGAUGUUUGUCUGUACACAGAUGCUUCCACCGUCGGCUGGGGAGUGUCGAUUCUACACGAUUCAGUGAGCGGUGUGUGGGCCACUCACGAGCUCUCUUUACACAUCAACCUUCUAGAACUCAAAGCUAUACGUCUCGGCCUUCUGCACUUCAAGGAUCAUGUCCGAGGACAGACGGUGGCAGUGUUCUCCGACAAUGCCACGGCCCUGUCGUAUCUGGCAAAAGAAGGCGGGACUCGUUCAGGAAGCCUCAAUGCCGAGGCUCAAGCCAUCCUACAGUGGGCGGAGGAUCAUGCCGUCCGGAUCCUCACCCAAUUCGUGAAGGGCUCGGCAAACGUCUUAGCGGAUUGCCUCAGCAGACAGGAUCAGAUCAUCUCUACAGAGUGGACUCUCCACCAGGAGGUUUGCAAUCUCCUAUGGAGGCUUUGGAAUUAUCCCACGGUGGACCUGUUUGCAACAAGGCUCAACUUCAGGCUACCAAACUUCAUAUCCCCGUUUCGGGAUCCAAUGGCAGUAGCCACAGACGCCUUUCUGUACAAUUGGGAUCAUCAAAAUCUUUAUGCCUUCCCACCUUUCCCGUUGAUCAGGAAGGUGCUCAACAAGCUGAGAAUGGCACGUCAAACAAACGUUAUUCUGAUUGCUCCAUUUUGGCCACAGAGGGAAUGGUUGCCAGACCUCAUACAGGCCUCAGUAGACACUCCCAGGCGCCUACCGCAGCACAUAGAUCUACUUGGUCAGCCUCAUGUUCGCAAAUUCCAUCAAGCUCUCCCCAUGCUACAGCUAACCGCGUGGAAACUGUCAAGCGAAUCCUUCGUCACAGAGGCUAUUCCUCCCGAGUUACGGAAUUCCUGCCAGAAGAUUGCAGAUUUUUUGGUCUUUCUUAGACAGGAUUGCAGAAUGUCAGUCACUGCCAUUAAAGGCUACAAGGCCAUGCUCAAUGGAGUAUUUGCCCUUAAAGGCUUUGAUCUUUCUACCGACCCAGUUCUCCGCGAGGUCAUAAAGACUUGUUCAAGGCAAGUCCAACGCCCACCUUGUAGGGCUCCUUCAUGGAAUGUAGACGUGGUCCUUAAGGCUCUGACAUGUCCUCCAUUUGAGCCACUUCACCAAGCCUCAUUACGGGAUCUGACUAAGAAGACCCUCUUUUUGGUGGCCCUGGCUACGGCUAAGAGGGUUGGAGAGCUUCAUGCCCUUUCUCAGAGAGUUCCCUCUUCAAGUCUCUCUUCAGUGGUGGGAAGAGAGGAUGAGGAACGUCUCCUAUGUCCAGUGCGAGCUGUACGACGUUACCUUGCUGCAACAGCUUCCGCUUCUCGGCCUCGAAGUCUCUUUGUGUCUUUGAGAGACCCUGCGAGGCGAAUGUCUAAAGCUGCUAUUUCUUUCUUCCUACAGGAUACAAUCAAGACGGCUCAUGAGUCUUUUCCCGAGGAACUCGGCCCCUUGUUCAAGGUAUGGGCACACGAUAUAAGAGGAAUUGCCACUUCCAUGCUUCUCUGGAAGAACAGUUCUGUGGCAUCUAUCUUAGAAGCAGCCUGUUGGAAGACCCACUCAGUCUUUGUGGACUACUAUCUCUGUGACAUCCAACGGCAGGAAGGAGAUGUCUCUGCCCUUGGCCCGGUAAUUGCUGCUGGGGAUUUGGUGGGACCACUACCUCACUAA
This is a messenger RNA of Portunus trituberculatus (swimming crab), 1851 nucleotides long. RefSeq lists its product as uncharacterized. Gene Ontology annotation, molecular function: DNA binding. Gene Ontology annotation, biological process: DNA recombination; DNA integration. NCBI's taxonomy places the organism in Eukaryota, Metazoa, Arthropoda, Malacostraca, Decapoda, Portunidae. The transcript is spliced from 3 exons. The coding region runs from base 1 to 1851 and encodes 616 amino acids. The record is from RefSeq and is a predicted model, not a curated record.